GUCAGCAUCCCCCCGCAUCCAACAUGGCCCGCAAGUACGUGAUCGGCGGCAACUGGAAGAGCAACGGAACCCAAGCUUCGGUGGCGUCGCUGAUUGAAAUGCUCAACGGCGUGACGGUCGACAACGAGUCUGUUGAGGUCGUGAUUGCUCCCCCUGCGAUCUACCUUGCCACCGCCAAGGCCCAACUCAAGCCAGAAAUCCAAGUGAGCGCCCAGAACGUCAGCUUGACUGGUCCCGGCGCAUACACGGGUGAAAUCGCUGCCGAACACCUUGUCGAUUUGGGCAUUCAGUGGACGUUGACGGGACAUUCGGAACGCCGCGCGCUGUACGGCGAGACGGACUUUGUCGUUGCGGAAAAGACCAAGCGGGCGUUAGACAAGGGGUUGAAUGUGAUUGUGUGUGUGGGUGAAACGUUGGAAGAACGCAAGGCGGAUCAAACCUUGAACGUGAUCACGCGCCAGUUGAAGGCCGUCGCGGAUUUGCUGUCGAACGACUUGAGCCAGUGGAGCCGUAUCGUUGUUGCGUACGAACCCGUUUGGGCCAUUGGCACCGGUGUGGUUGCCACCCCCGAGCAAGCUCAAGAUGCGCACAAGAACCUCCGCGCGUACGUCACGAGCCAUAUCAACCCUGAAGUCGCGAGUGAAUUGCGCAUUAUCUACGGCGGGUCGGUGAACGCCAAGAACUCGGCGGAGCUCAUUGCGUUGCAUGACGUGGACGGAUUUCUCGUCGGCGGCGCGUCGCUCAAGCCCGAAUUUGUCGACAUUAUUCAAAGCGCGCAAUAAACAUUCUAUUUCUACCUCGAUAUCUAACCAC
This is a messenger RNA of Aphanomyces invadans, 813 nucleotides long. RefSeq names its product triose-phosphate isomerase. The coding region runs from base 24 to 782 and encodes 252 amino acids. Gene Ontology annotation, molecular function: triose-phosphate isomerase activity. Gene Ontology annotation, biological process: gluconeogenesis; glycolytic process; glyceraldehyde-3-phosphate biosynthetic process. The transcript has 3 exons. The record is from RefSeq and is a predicted model, not a curated record. Gene Ontology annotation, cellular component: cytosol. Lineage: Eukaryota; Oomycota; Saprolegniomycetes; Saprolegniales; Verrucalvaceae.